Paecilomyces variotii is the source of this 2278-nucleotide messenger RNA. RefSeq names its product Glucanosyltransferase-domain-containing protein. The record is from RefSeq and is a predicted model, not a curated record. The transcript is spliced from 5 exons. NCBI's taxonomy places the organism in Eukaryota, Fungi, Ascomycota, Eurotiomycetes, Eurotiales, Thermoascaceae. Gene Ontology annotation, biological process: fungal-type cell wall (1->3)-beta-D-glucan biosynthetic process. Bases 325 to 1932 code for a protein of 535 amino acids. Gene Ontology annotation, molecular function: 1,3-beta-glucanosyltransferase activity. Gene Ontology annotation, cellular component: fungal-type cell wall; cytoplasm.
GACAUGAAAAGCUGCCAACCGUGCGGGUGCUCUCGGACGGAUGUAUUCCUGUCUAUGCAGAUGUGUCUGGCCAGAUCCUACCUGGAGAUGUGAAUCGAAAUUAUGAGUCUCGUUGCAGACAAGCAGUUCGUGAAGUGAGCGCAGUGAAAUGAGAGCGCUCUUGCCUGGAAAUGGAGGAAGACAUGUACCACUGGCUCCUUCCAUCACGGAGCAUUACGGCCGCCUCUUCUCUGUUCGUUAGACCUUCGUCCCUCUUAUUCUCAACAUCACUCGUUUUACUCUUCGACCACUUACUUUCCUCAUUAAGACCAUUUUAACGGGAUCAUGAAAGCCAUGCAGUUACUAUCUACGGCCUUCGUGGCGGCAUGCUUCUUCCUUCAUUCUUACGCUGCGGAUGUUGAUCCUAUUGUGAUUAAGGGGAAACACUUCUUCUAUAAGACGAACGGUACUGAGUUCUUCAUCAAAGGACUGGCCUAUCAAUCAAACACGCCAAGUGACUCGGGUCAGAGCUAUGUCGACCCCCUGACAGAUGUAGCGGGAUGUCGUCGGGAUAUCCCUUAUCUCAGGGAGCUGAGCACCAAUGUCAUCCGUGUAUACGCGAUUGACCCUGAUGGGGACCAUAGCGAAUGUAUGCAAAUGCUCGCAGAUGCGGGUAUCUACGUGUUCGCAGAUCUGUCCGAGCCUUCUCAGUCCAUCGUUCGAUCUCACCCGCAAUGGAAUAUCGAACUCUAUACGCGUUACACGUCUGUCGUGGAUGCACUGGCCAAAUACACAAACGUGAUCGGAUUCUUCGCAGGUAAUGAAGUGACCAACAAUAUGUCUUAUACCCCUGCGAGUGCCUUCGUCAAAGCUGCGGUACGCGACACAAAGAGCUAUAUCUACGAGAAAGGUUAUCGAGAUAUUCCAGUUGGAUAUGCCGCGGAUGACGAUGCUGAGCUGCGCGGAAUAAUCACUCAGUACUUCGACUGUGGCACAGACGCUGAAAGAGUUGAUUUUUGGGGUCUGAAUAUCUACGAAUGGUGCGGCAAUUCUUCGUUCCAGUCCUCUGGCUAUGCCGACCGCACGAAGGAGUUCGAAGCUUUCAACAUCCCAGCCUUCUUCUCUGAGUACGGCUGCAAUACGAUCAGACCGCGAGAGUUCAAAGAAGCAGAGGCUCUCUUUGGCCCUCAGAUGACAAAAGUUUGGUCGGGAGGGAUUGUCUACAUGUUUCAGCAGGAAGAUAACAAUUAUGGGGUCGUUUCAAUCGAGGGUGACACGAUACACACACUUACAGACUUCCCUUACCUCUCCAGCCAGAUGGCCAAGGCAAAGCCGACGGGGACCAAUAUGGCCCAAUACACUCCAACUGUGACUGCAAAUGCUGCUUGUCCUACGGUGAAUACUACCUGGCAGGCUGGUACAGUCCUACCGCCGACACCCAAUAAGGAGCUCUGUAGCUGCAUGGCAGAGUCUGUAACGUGUCGACCCAAAGCGGGCCUCUCAGGGAAAGACGUCGGCAACCUUCUAGGUAUUGUAUGCGGCCUGUCCGAGAAAGCGUGCACUGGAAUCAGCGGCAAUGCGGCCACAGGAACUUUCGGCUCCUUCUCGAUGUGCGAUGCUGACGAUCAACUCGCCUGGGCUUUGAAUGCCUACUACUUAGAACAGAAGAAAGCCGGCAACGGCGCCUCUGCCUGCGACUUCAAGGGGUCUGCUACCAGCAGCAGUGCCCAGAAGCCUACCGGCACCUGCGCAGCUCUUCUGAGUGCAGCUGGCAGCUUUGGCACCGGUACUGUAACCGAUGAAGAGACAGGAUCGGGACGUAGCAAGCCAUCCAAGGGAGUAGCUGCAUCCAGCUUGUAUGCAUCGCAGACGAUUACGAUCCCGAGCGUGGCGCAGAUUGGACUAUACCUGCUCUGUGCGUUUGGCGCUGGUAUGGGAAUGGUGUUGAUGUAGAGCAGAUGGAAGAGAUGUCACUGGACUAUCUUUGGUCAGAAGGAUGGACGAGGGGAUUGUUGUGAUGACGGGUUCAUCCAAGUUGGUUGAAUUGUCAUUCAUUCACUCAUUCGGUUACAGUGUAUAUGAGAUAUGGACUCUGCAUUACUUGGUAGCAAUGAAAUUCAUAUGAUAUUUUGAAGUUUCCUGAAUUCUCUGUCAGCCUUAGAUAUCUGGAUACUGGACGAUGGGCGUAUGAAAGCGCGUCGGCUUAUCUUUGAGGUUGCGGGGGCGCUUGCAUUGGCCCUGGUCCGUGUCAAGUGACAGGGGGUGGUUGAGAGAUAAAGAGAUGGUAUAAAUCCUGUCG